UUACAUGGGCUCAGAAAUAUUUCUCGUUGCCCAAAUGAAGCCCAGAAAAGAAACCACUCUCCUACUCCUAGCAAACCUAAAAACCUUCCGACUUGAGGAAGACGUCUUCGCUGGAGAACAUACUAAGGAGAUGAGUCAGAGUUGUGUACGAAGGGAAGAGCUGGAUUUUUUCAACUUCCCGGAGGGGUUUCCACCAAGACGUUGGGACUUUGGCUGGAUACGUGCGGAAUGUGGUGAAGGGCGUGUAUACCCUAACUGCGCCUUGGCGAAUCUUUAUGCCAAGCUCGGCCUUCAUCGCUACAACUGGUUAGAGGGGACAAACUUUGAGCUAGAUAGCUUAAUGAAAUUCAUCAUGCGUGGUGCUGCAUCUCCUUAUUACAUGACCUUGGUUGCGCGUCUUCCAUCUACCGGUUUCCAGCAAGUGUUUCAGGUUCUCGUACGGGAAGUACAUCUUGGCAUUUUGGAUUUGAAAUGCACCAUCUCUAGACCUCAAGGAUCCGAGAGUUCAAAGGAGUCAACUCCUUUCUUACGUCCACAUUCCGAGCCAGUGUCUACAACCUUCCCAGACAGAUUGGCUGGCUGGAACAGGACCAAGUCAGUAAUUCCAUGGCCCUCCACUUUCAGUGACACAAAGCAGCGUUUUUACAUGUUGAAUGAAUCUGAGUUGCAAUGUGAUUGGAUUUCUUUGUAUGUGGAACUUGCAAUCUGUACUUCACAUAGGUGGAUUACUGCUAGGGAUCUCUCCAAGUUUGACUUGGAGAUUGUCCAAGUAGCCAUUGAGUCUCUAGAUGAUAAGGAACCCCCAAGUCUCAAGUCUGAAGCUGCGGUCAUCUACAUAGCAUACAAGGACUUGGCCAAGGCUAGGACUGGUGAGCCUUAUCACUACCAAGCUGUGGUGAGACGAAUCGUCGACGGGGCUAUAGGAAAAUUGAGCAUCCAAGGUGAUUGUUGGAUUGCAGAAGAAGCAGCAACGGCGGCUUCGGCUUUGGCAGCUUCUAAGAAGGGAUCCCGAAAGCUUAAGCGUCGCUUAGGAGUUCCUAAGCUGUGGAGGUUGUCUAGUCCUAGGUGGUAUCAGACGUACAAGAACCGUGGUCUCCGCUCUUCCCCCACGAGUUGACUUAUCAACUCUAUUUAGUAAUUUAAGACAUUUGAACAUGCAUAUCAGAUUGUGGUAGUAUUUUAACUAUUUAUUAGUGAUGCUUAUGUGUUGUGUGCUUUUGGUCUCUGUUUAAGACAUUUGUAUCGGAUGGAGUAGUAUUUAACUAUUAUUAAUUUGUGCUUUUGGUUUCUCUGUUUAUGCUUUUGGCAUAGACAUUUGAAGGUGUGUAUUGGAUGGUAGUAUUGAACUACUGCAUGAUGCUUAUG
Molecule: messenger RNA, 1365 nt
Organism: Raphanus sativus (radish)
Lineage: Eukaryota; Viridiplantae; Streptophyta; Magnoliopsida; Brassicales; Brassicaceae
Product: UPF0725 protein EMB2204-like
Exons: 6
Coding region: 5-1117 (370 amino acids)
Source: RefSeq, a predicted model, not a curated record